This is a messenger RNA of Staurois parvus, 714 nucleotides long. Lineage: Eukaryota; Metazoa; Chordata; Amphibia; Anura; Ranidae. The record is from the annotation of a GenBank genome assembly.
AUGUUUUCAGAUUCGUUUAAUCAGACCACAGUGACAUUUUUCUUUAUUAAAGGGAUCACCGACAUACCAGAGCUCCAGACUGUCUUUUUCAUUUUGGUUCUACUUAUUUAUCUUGUCACUAUUGGAGGUAAUGUGACCAUUCUUUUGCUUAUCUGCUUGGAUCAUCACCUCCACACUCCCAUGUACUUCUUCCUGGCUAACCUGUCCAUUGUGGACUUGUCUUCUUCCACCAUCACUUUACAUAAGGUCCUUCUUAUGUACAUAACUGGUGAUCACACGGUUUCAUACCUGGCAUGUAUUACUCAGAUGUAUAUUUUUGCAUCUACAUUGGGUCAUGAACUGUUAAUUUUGGCAGCAAUGAGUUAUGAUUGCUAUUUAGCCAUCUGUAACCCUUUGCGUUAUCAUGUUAUUAUGAACUGUAGACUUUGCACUUUGCUUGUUGCUGUAUGCUAUUUGAUGGGUUUUGUACAAGUUCUAGCCACCAAUCAUCACCUUCUCAACUUUCACUUGUUCAUUACGAAAGAACUCAACCACUUCUUUUGUGACAUGGUACCAUUAAUGAAAAUUACUUGCAAUGACACCUCAUUUUUGGAAAUGAUGAUACUUAUACAAGGUCUUUUUUUUGUAACAUUAAUUCCUUUUAUUCUCACCUUCAUCUCCUAUAUUUUCAUCAUUUCUGCUAUACUGAAGAUCCAUUCCAGCACUGGCAAAUGA